UUUCCUUUUAAAAUGGCAGCCUCCAUAAGAAAAGUUGUCAAAUUUAUAGAUAUUGGAGCAAACCUUACAGAUCCUGUUUUUAGAGGUGUAUACCAUGGAUCUAAGAGGCAUGAAGAUGAUUUCAGUGAUGUGUUGCAAAGAGCCUAUGAUGUUGGAGUAGAAAAGAUAAUGGUUACAUCUGGUAUGCUGAAAGAUGUAGUGGAAGCUUUAGAUAUAUGCAAAUCACAUGAAAAUCUCUACACAACUUCAGGAUGUCACCCAACUAGAUGCACAGAGUUUGAUAAGAGUGGUGACUCAGAAAAAUAUCUUAGUGAUCUAAUUCAGGUUGUCAAGGAUAAUCCUGACAAGAUUGUAGCCAUUGGAGAGUUAGGACUAGAUUAUGACAGACUCCAUUUUUGUCCUAAAGAAACACAACUCAAAUAUUUUGAAAAACAGAUGGACCUUGCAGAAGCAACUAAACUUCCAUUAUUUCUUCACAGUCGAAAUUGCCAUGCAGACUUUAUUGACAUAAUAAAAAGAAACCGAGAUCGAUUUAAAGGUGGGGUGGUUCAUUCCUUUACUGGUACAAAGGAAGAGGCAAAAGAAUUGGUUGAUCAGGACCUGUAUAUAGGUAUCAAUGGAUGUUCCUUAAAGAUGCAAGAAAACAUUGACGCAAUGUGUAGUGUACCAUCAGAGCGCCUUAUGAUUGAAACAGAUGCACCCUGGUGUGAAGUUAAAAACACACAUGCAGGAAAAAAACAUGUGAAAACAACGUUUCCUUCAAAGAAAAAAGAAAAAUGGGAAAAAGGAAAUACAGUUAAAAGUAGAAAUGAACCAGCUCAUAUAAUACAAGUUCUUGAAGUAAUGGCAGGUGCCCGUAAUGAAGAUAAAGACAGUUUAGCAGAGAUCAUGUUUAACAAUACAAACAGACUUUUCUUUGGUGUUGAUUGAUAAAUUAAAUUACCAUAUUUUCAAAGAAUAAUUGAUUGUGUUUGCAAUGUUGAAAUUGUUGGAAAAUUUACGAAAAGAAAUGUUGAUGGACUGGUAUAAAAGUUGAUUCUCCUGAUAUCUUAUGUGACCAAUAUUCUUAACUACUACUUUUCUUGAGUGCUUCACAUUUUUAUGGUGCUAGAAAAAUUUUCAGGUGCUUAAAGCUGUUGCUUUGUCAGUUGUCUAAUUUUUGUGUCGCCUUGACGGAGUCAAAAAGCGAGACAUAGGUAUGCUGUUUCCAGCGGCGGUGGCAUCAACAAUGUAUUAGUUUGUGAUUAGGUCUAGUUUAUGGUGAACCACUAGUGGUAGGUCAAUGAUAUUUUGUAUGCAGUUGUAUUAGCAUUGGCACAUCUCAUUACCAUGGAGAUUAUUUGACCCUGCCCCCUCAGUCAUGGUCUAUUGACUUUGAAACUUUGCUUAGUUUACAUGUAUUAGUUUGUGAUUAGGUCAGUUUAUGGGGAACCACUAGUAGUAGGUCAAUGAUAUUUGGUAUGCAGUUGUAUAAGCAUUGGCAUAUCUCAUUUCCAUGGAGAUUAUCUGACCCCACCCCCUCAUUAUGGUUCAUUGACUUUGAAACUUUUACAUAGUUUACAAUUUAAUGUUUGUGUUUAGGUUUUUUUUUAAAGGGAACGACUUAUGAAAAGUCAAUGGUAUUUGGUAUGCAGUUGUAUUAGCAUUGGCACAUCUCAUUUCCAUGGAGAUUGUUUAGCCCUGUACCUUCAGUCAUGGUUCAUUGACUUUGAAUAUUUGCAUAACUUACAUGUUAAAGUAUUGCUAUUUUAAUUUCAACAUUUGCAUUAUCAAAAUAACAAAUAGGCGAGACAUAUCUUUGUGUUAACAGUUUAUGUUAUGAACAAAUGUCUCUGGAAGAAAUCUUGAGUUUCCCUUACUUAAUUAUUACCCCAGCAAAGAAAGUUGUGUGCGCAUAGAGGAACAACCCUGUCUGUCUAUCCAUGUACUUAUUAAGUGCAACUCCACAUAAACAGCCAGACAGACAUUGAUGAAACUUAAGACAGUUGUAGAACAGUACCUUAGGAUGUGGGUAAAAUAAUAUAAAGUGUUUUCCCUAAAAAUUCAUAUACCAUCUUGGUGGAAAGGGAAUUUUUAAAUACCAUCUUUGUGUUAUAUUAUUAUAUCUCCAUUUACAUCCUUGUCCUUUGAUCUAUGGUGGAUAGUUGUCUAAACCAUACAAGCUCUCCUUAUUGGGGUAAAGAUGGCAUGAAAUGCAAUCAAAUUCUUUAUGUUACCAACUUGAUAGCUAUAUCCUCCAUGCUCCAUCUACCUUUGAAAGUGUAAACAACAGUGAGGUGGUCAUUCUGAAAAUCACAUCUAUUCUCAUGCCAAGCAAUUGAUAAAUUAUAUAUGCUCAGAUAUUCAAACAUGUAAAAAAAAAAACAAUUUUAUUAAAAGUUACAUAUGUUG
Molecule: messenger RNA, 2391 nt
Organism: Mytilus californianus (California mussel)
Lineage: Eukaryota; Metazoa; Mollusca; Bivalvia; Mytilida; Mytilidae
Product: deoxyribonuclease TATDN1-like
Exons: 12
Coding region: 13-930 (305 amino acids)
Cellular component (GO): cytosol
Molecular function (GO): 3'-5'-DNA exonuclease activity
Source: RefSeq, a predicted model, not a curated record